This is a messenger RNA of Wallemia ichthyophaga EXF-994, 1899 nucleotides long. RefSeq lists its product as uncharacterized. Gene Ontology annotation, cellular component: mitochondrion. Lineage: Eukaryota; Fungi; Basidiomycota; Wallemiomycetes; Wallemiales; Wallemiaceae. The transcript has 7 exons. The record is from RefSeq and is a predicted model, not a curated record. Gene Ontology annotation, biological process: mitochondrial proton-transporting ATP synthase complex assembly. The coding region runs from base 1 to 1899 and encodes 632 amino acids.
AUGUUUAUACAUUCAGACUCUUUCCCUAGCAUCAACAAGCACGUCAACUCACUCAUCCUUUGGUUGGAUUACUUGAUUAAUGAUAAACCAUCUUCUAUAACACCAUAUAAACCAUUCUUAUUCGCUGCUCAUCUUUACGAUUCGUUCUACGCUCCAUGGCCAUACUCAACUCUCCCUUCAGCUGAAUUUGACUCGCAAAUUGACGAUCCAUUCCUGACUGAUAUGUCAUUAAACAGUCAAUCAAUCACUUUAAAUUAUUUUGGAUCUAAACUUGAACUGAUACCUCCAAUUUCUUCUCACGCUGCAUUUCUCACUCUAUACAAGUUUAAGAAUGAUCUACCAAAACCAAAUCUCAAGAGCUAUGACUUUGAUAGUGAAUUUAUUCGGUUGUCUCAGUGUACAAACCCGUCCAGCUCACCAGGUUGUCACGCCAGUCUAUUCCAGAAUCACUUUCAAGGUGCAUGGGAAGGAUUCUUCUGUUAUUAUGAGUUUGACGAUUACCGAGACAUACUAGCAGGCUCAAUCGACACGCUAUACAAUGGAGUGCACGCCAUUCAACCUCAAGUGUGGAGGCUAAAUGAGACAUUGGAAGACUACAGGAAACCCUCUUCAUUGUCAACUCUACAAGAUAUCUGCGGCGGUCAUGACGAUCAGCAUCUCUCUAUAAAAAGAAGUGACGAUACCAGGAGUACCAGGAGUAAUACAAAGAACGAACUGCUAAUACAACCAGAAACCAUCGACGACGGCAAAGAGAUUCACUUGAAUGGUUUGGGACACUCCGCCUGGGGACGCUUUAAGCUACGUGGGAAGGUGAGAGCAUGGGAUGGGAUGUUUAUGUUAUGCAAGGAGUAUACGCCUGAUGGACGUGGUAAGUGGUUCUAUAGAGGAUACAGUCUACCAGGUGGAGUAUUGGUUGGUCGAUGGCGCGAUACCUAUACGCCUGAAGUGCUAAGCGGAUAUGAAGUAGUGCUAGAAAGAGAUGGACAUGAAAACAAGGCCAAAUAUGAUCUCAAGUAUGCGGAUAAGCUGUCACAGCGACUGAGGCAAGAAGGCGUUGAAUCGCUUGAAGAGCUCAAGAAGAAGCUUGCACCGGGAGCAGCAGCGGUAGAAGAAGAGAAGCCAGACGCGACAGAGACAAUGAAAGAAAAGCAUCCAAAAGCAGCCGCAGUGACACCGAACCCAGAUCAGCUAAAAGUAGAUACGGGCAAAGACGAAUAUUUUGUCGGCUCAGUUGAUAAAGUUGAAGGGCGCAAAGAGGGUGACGGUACAGGCGUUAAGCCACUAGACAGCAUAAUAAAUGUUGGCAAGAUGGCUGAGCUACCAUUGGACCACAUUUCAAAGCUGUGGAAUGCCCACCACUCUUCAAAGGACAAUUAUCUCAGUGCUACAAUCCCUAAAGAUACUUACGAGGGGUUGUACACUCAGGCGAGAAAGUAUCCAGCAUUCGUUAUACCAAUUCCACGUGAAGUUAAGGGCGAUAAGCAGGAAGACAAGACGGGCUAUGAGGUGUUCUAUCUCGAAUGGGGAUUCCUUCCAGAUACAUUGGGAAGUGGUACGCGUCCGAGCACACUUAUUUUCACCAGCCUCAAUGAGUAUAAACAGAGACAAGCAUUCGCUCAGCCAUUCGUCAGUUGCACGCACUACACUGAUCUUGCAAAAUCCCAUGACGCCGUCCUGAUGAGAGGUGAGGUGACAGCAGUGCAAGCAGAUGAUAAGGCGUUGGCUGUACUAGACAGUAAAGAUGCCCAACUGCUGAUUCUCACCAUGCAGCGUUUCUACAACGCUCACAAAUUCACCGAUAACAGUAGCAAGGAUAGAGCUAAGCUGUUACAUAACUUCCACUUUAACCAAUCUGACUUUGAUUUUGAUAGACUUUGCGCAUUAGUGGAGGAGAUUUGA